Messenger RNA from Blepharisma stoltei, 303 nucleotides. Lineage: Eukaryota; Ciliophora; Heterotrichea; Heterotrichida; Blepharismidae. The record is from the annotation of a GenBank genome assembly.
AUGCUUUCUCCACAGCGUUCUAAGGGCGCAAGAAAAGACUUCAUUAAAAUAGCACAAAUGCACAAUCCUUCAAUUCAGUGGAAUGAGUAAUUUAUAUCUAGGAGAUUAGGAAAGGCGCAUCUAGAAAUUAUCGCUUUUAAUUAUGAACCCACAAACGAGUUGUUUUCCAAAGGUGCAAAUGCCAGUCUUGCAUCAAAAUCAAUUGAAUCUACUGGAGCAGUCAUCAUUCCCAGUUCAUGCUGUGAUUUGGAUGGACUAAAAGCGCACCCUUAUGGUGCUAGUCAUCCUAAGUUACUAUAUUAA